AUGAUUAACCGGCCGCGCUGCCGGCACCAGGAAACCCGAGCCGCCCGGCGGCGGGCCCGGUGCGCGCUCCCGGGGGUCCCGGCUCCUGGGGAAGGCGAGGGCGACCCCGCCCCGGCCCCCGAGGCUGGCCUGCCCUGGGACGCCUCUCCCUCCCACCCGGAACUGAGGGGCCCGGAGGCCGCUGCGGGGAGUUCGGGCACCUUGGCCGCAGCCCCCUCCGCCGGGGAGGGGCAGCCCUCGGCGCAGCCCCCGGGCGGGCAGCAGCCCUAUCUCCGCGUCAUCGGGCCAGGAGCGGACGCGAAGGGGGGCGGCAGCCCCGAGGACGCCGGGAGCGCCGCGCGCCCCGAGCUCCCGCAGCUCCCUCGCCGCCCGCAGCUCCUGGAGGAGGACGGAGGGCCCAGCGAGGAAGCGGCCGCGGACGGAGGCAGCGCCCCCACGCCGGAGGGCACCCCCGGCGAUCCCCCGGCCGAGGCCUCGGCGACGCCCCCUGCCCAGGACCAGGCCCAGGCUGCGGGCGAGGCCAGGCAGGCGCCCAAGGCGGCGGCCGGCGGGGUCCCCAACAUCGGCUUCGUGGGCGAGCCCCCGCCCUACGCGCCGCCCGACCCCAAGGCCGCGCACCUGCUCUACCCGCCGCCCUUCCCGCAGCCUGUGCUUUUCCCGCCCGCGCCCUCCGCCUCCGCCCUGUACCCCCCGCCCGCGCCGCUCUUCCCCGCGCCCACCGCGCAGCCGCUCUUCGCGCCCUUCCCGGUGUACAACAGCCCCGUGGCCGGUGUGCCAGCCCCGGCCACCGUGGACCACAGGCCCCUGCCCAAGGACUACAUGAUGGAGUCCGUGCUGGUGACCCUCUUCUGCUGCCUGCUCACCGGGCUCAUGGCCGUCGUCUACUCCCACGAGACUCGUGCGGCCCUGGGCAGGGGGGACCUGGCCCAGGCCGAGGAGGCCUCGCGCAAGGCCCGCUCGCUUGUGCUCUUCAGCCUGCUCUUCGGGGUCUUCGUGUCCACCAGCUGGGUCAUCUACGUGGUGGUAGCACUCUACCUGCCCUGAGGGCUGGUGGCUCCUUCGGGGACGUCGGGACACCCAGGGACUCCUGACCUGGCCAGACUCUUUCUGCGGACUUGGAUCCCUGCUGGUGGCCAUCUGUCACCCAGAGGGGACUGGGGCAGGCUCAGAAGAAGGUGGGCUUUGCAGCCCUCUGCACGCUCAUGGCUGGGCCUCUGCCCCUGCAGGUGGCCUCAGGCAGUGUCCUAGCCCGAGGUGGCCCCAGGGCCCAGGCCCAGCUGUGGUACAGGGGCCUGAGGUCUUCCUGGAACUGUGCUGGCAGUGCCCCCAUGCCCCUGGCCUUCACUUGACCCCUGAGAGACCAGCAGAGGGACCAGUGCCCUCACUGUCCUCAGCGCCAUCUGGAAGGACAUUGCCACCUCCGGCCUCCCCAUCGCCCAGCCCAGCCCUGGGAUCGCAGGGCAGAGCUGCUGGGCUUUCUUUCUCCCUGUUGGGGAGUUGAGAGGAGCGGCCUCCUCUCUCCUGGGUCGCUCCUGGCCGGUCGUACUGCGUCCCAGCCCCGUCCGGUGGGGCAGGCUCUCUCCUGAUGACCCCGUGUCCAGAAACCAAGGCCACGACGUCCGAUGGAGAAACUGGGGAACAGAGAAGGGACCACAGAGAUGGGGACAAAAGACCCCCCCAACACCCCCUGCACCUGCCCGGCGCCCAGCCCACGAGGAGGUCACAGAAAGGAGACAGCUCAGUUGUCACUUUGACACACGCGGCAUGUGGUACACAGGCCCACGUCUGGCUGGCACGGAGGCCAGUGGGUGUGGAGAGCCCCUGCAGACCUCACCUCAGAUUGUCAACCUCAGCAGCGGGAGUGGUUCUGAAGGAGGAGGAUGGAAAGAGCACCUGCUCCUGAAGACGCUGCGCCUCGCUGCCGUGUGGCAGCUGCUGCUUUCCCAGCUCCCACGGUGCCAGAGGAUGGCGAGGGCCGGUGGGACGGGGCGGAGGAAGUGAAGGGGCGAAACCAUGACAGCCACGGCUGCUGCUCGUGACCCAGCAAGGGCGGGCCAGUACCGCGACAGGAGCACCAGCCCCAGGGCUGCUGAAAGGCCACCUGCUGUACCCUUCUGGGCCAGGUGAGAAGCUCACACCAUCCUCCACUUAAAAAGUAGGACAUGGAAAGUGAAAGGAGUCUUCCCUGGGUCUCCUCUACUUUCUGCCCACCCAACUGAAGGUCACGGGGAGAGCAGCCCCCGCCCCGAGGGUCCUGGGGCCUCUCCUCAUCUGUCAUUUCAGGAGAUUCGGAAGAUUCCCACCCUCCUGGGCUGCUGCUGAAGUUCCUGCACUGCUCCCAGGCUUGGGGGGAGGGGGGAGGGGGGAGAGGGAGAGCGGAAGACAGAGCAAAAGCAGAAACCAAAACCAAACCCAACCCCCAGUUCACAAAUCAGCAGUGAGACCGCCCGCUGGCUCCCCCGGGCCGGGGGUCUGCUCCUGCGGAGGAGGGGCAGGAAGCUGCUGCAGCUCCGGACGCCUGCCCGGCACAGCAGCGGCCUGGAUGGGCCCGGUGGCUCUGAGGCCAGGACACGUGCCACCGCCACGUAACAGGUCCAAAGUCCCUUCCGGCCUCGGAGCGGCCCUCUGAGCCUCUCGAGUUCUCCUCGCUUGCGGCACCUGCUCCUAGGUCUUCUCUUCCCGGUCUGUUUUCCUCCGUGUUAUGUUCCUGGGUUUGAUUUUCAGAGAGAGUUCCCAUAGCGCCUCCUCGGCCAGGUGGUCACUGAAGUCGUUGAAGAAAUUUAUGAUGUCGUCGUUUCUCCGGAUGUCAUAAUGCCUGGUAGAGGGAGGAAGGUGGCCAGUGAGAGCCAGUGUGGGCCAAACAGCCCCAAGACCCCUUGGAGGUGCCACGUGUGCCGCCCCAGCAGACUCACGGGGCAGGGGCGCCCACGUGUGACGCUGGCGCUCAGAGCGUGAGCUGCACCCCAGAGCUGUGCUCUGCUCUGUGCAAGGGCUCCCGGAGCAGCACCCUGCAGCCAGGCUCCCCUCUGCACGAGGUCCCAGGGAGACCCCACUGCGCUGGAGUCAGGAGGGCCAGGGCUCGCGAGCCUCCCCGCACGGGAUCGCGGAGGACAAGCUGGCGGCCAGCUCUGGGUGCAGGCCCUGUGCCACGCUGGAAGGAGCAGCUGUUGGAUCCCCGUGGGUCUCUGCUCAGUGCACCCUGCCCGCCCGGUCCCUCAGGGCGGCAGCACUCACGCCUGCUGGAAGCACCGCAUGCUGUCCAGGAUGUUGAACUGCUGCCACCGUUUGGAAAAAUUCACCUUCCCGUCAAUAUAGUCUGGGUUUCCCAGGUGAACGAAGGUGAGGUCCUGCAGGAUGAGCCCCCUGGGAGGACGGAGAAGCAGGUUAGACUCUGGAGGGUGACCUGGCAGGUAGUCGGUUGAUGGGCGAGCCGGAGCCCGAGCAGCUGCCAAACCCACAAGCGCGUCUGCGGGGAGGGGAGGCGCGAAUUCCUGAGUCAGGUUCUGGUCUCCGGAAAGCGGGCUCAGGCCCACUUGCUACGGAGCCUCUUCAACAGCCAUCCCAGCCCAGCAGAGCUCUGGUACAAGUAACAGAUGAACAGGAAAGAAUGACACCACUCUGAACUUGAGUGGCGGGGUGGGGGGGGUCACACGCUGUCAUCAAACAGGGCGCGAAGCCCCGUGGCGAGUGGGGGCGGUUCUUGCACAGGGAGAGCCCAGCCCGAGGGGCACAGCCACGCCCACCCAAGCAGCCCGGCUGGGGAAGGGUGGUGUGCUCGGCCAGGGUAGGAAGGCUAGGAAGCACGGCAGGGCCAUCGGCUGCAAGAUCUACACUUCGGAGCGUGGAGGCCAGGGGCGUGCCGCUGCACACUCAGCCCGGGACAGCGCUGUCUCCUGUCUCUCUUGGAGAUUCCCACCGUCCACUAGCAUAUUAAGGGGUCCGGUGAGUCCCGCACAAAACUGUUUAGCUUCAGUUUUUUCUGUUAUUUCCCAAGCUUACGUGACAUGGGAUUCUUUUUGGUGAGAUACCUAUUUAGUCCGUGGCCCACACUUGGGGAAACACUCCCUGAGCUGCCUCACGCCAAGUACUCUCAGGGUUCCUGGGGUGACCGGAGGGCCCUCCGGUGGUUGUGAUGUGCAGCUAAGCUUGAGGACAGCUGGACUAUAGCACGCUGCCGCUGGCGGGGGAAGAGAGGUGCUGCACGGCUGUCCACACGUGCGCCUAAACAAGCCCACUGGCAGAUGGGGGAAGAAAGGAGGAGGAGCAGGACUGGGAGCGGGGAGACUGAACCAUUUUCACUGGACCCCUCUUUCAUUGAAAUUGUUUAACAAGGAGCAUGUUUUAUUUUUAAAGUUCAAAUAGAAGCACAAACGUCUAGGUUGGAAACCUUUAAGGGAGCGCUUCUCUAGGGGGGGCCCACUGUAUCUUCCCCAGAGCACACGAGGGGCAAACCCAGUUGGGAGGCUGUACUCACAGGUAUGGGAUGCACGGCGGCUCCACCUCCGAGAGGGCGGCCCGGUAGGCGCGGAAGGAGGACGAGCUGUCAAUCAGCGUGCAGUACUCCGCCAGGCCCUGGCAGGAGGGAUGCACAGUCCCUGAGCACGGCACCAACGCUGGGGCACCGAGCCCCGGCCCCUCCCCCCCCCACCAACCCAGAGCCAGACCCCGCCCUGCCCCAGCCGCAGGCAGGCCAGGCCUUCCGUGGGUAAGUGGCCCAUGGGGCCGCGGUGCCAACAAAGAACCGCGUCUCUGAGCAGCCAGCGCCCCGUGUGCUGGACCUCAAGCUGGGCUCCUGCUUGGCUGUGCUCAGCGCUGCAGCCCGCCUGAACCUCAAAAGCACACACUGGACCAUGUCACUCCCGGCCCCGAGCCUGCCUUUGCACCUCACCGCCCUCAAGGCAGAGUCCACCAGGGAUGGCGGGAACAGCACCCACACAAAGAUAAAGGUCCAAUUCCUUACCAGGUCCCCCAAGACCCCUGUGAUGCAGAGCCAUUCUCCCCAGUGAUGUGGCCACGCUGGCCUCUGUCCCCUCUGAUGGGAACUGCCCUCCCUUCCCAGGAAGCUCCUAUUUGGGUCAUGGUGUGAUCGACAUCUCCUUAGGGGGCAUCCCUGACCCCCAGGCUGGCCCAGACUCCUCGUUCACAUGCUUGCUCAGCACCCCAUCCCCAUCCUUCUCCCUGUAGUACCUGCCCUGAAGAGCUCCCCCUAAUAACGGGUCUAGCCUGUUCAGAGUACAUCCCAAUGCCUAGUGCGGCCCGCACCCAAAGGAGCCCCUCUAGAAGCCUGGGUCGAGGGCAGGAAGCAGAAGGUGAAGCUGGGACCCAGGCACGGUUCUGCGGUACAGGCAUCAGGACGUGACGUGACGUGACAACCCCGGCACUCGCUAACACCAAGCCCUGCAGGGCCCAGUGACUGGAGAUUAGAGACAGGAAACUAGGGCAGGGCGGGGCAGAGCACAUCCCACCACAGCCAGGCCUCGCGUCCCACAGCUGCCCUCCCGGCCGCCCACCUCUGAGGUCUGCUUCUGCCACUCCAGCCUGCGGAUGGGGGCCGAGUCCAGCGCCGAGAGGAUGGCCAGAGCAGCCGUUCCCUGUCUUGGGCCUUUUCCUGUAACAUGAUGAUUGACCGGACCCUGCACGGACCAAGGGGAGAAAGAGACAGUUGAGCUGACCCGUCUCUCUUCAGACCUCUGGCUGGUCCUGGUGGCAAUGGGACGGGGGCACCUGCACCAGCUGGCCAGGAGCCCGUGCCUAUGGAGUGCCCCGGGCUCACGAGGCACCAGGUGUACCCCUGUCUCUGCUCUGAAGGAGCUCAUGGCACCCCAGGGAUAGGUAAGAGGCCACAGAGAGAUCCAGUGGCUGGGACCUCUGACUGUGUGGAUGGACGCUCUCCCGGCGAGCGCUGACCCUGAGCACCACGGCGGCUGGAAACGCUCAGUGAGUGGCCUCAGGAUUAGCUCAGAGACGAGUGGGCGUAUGGGCUAAGAGGCCACCUUGCUGGCCAUGAGGGAGGGCACCUCUCAGAAACUUAGCAGCAACCAAAGCCAAAGGCCAGCCUUGCACGAGGACCUCAUGGUGGCCUCGACCCCCUGUGCUUUCACAGGGGCCACCGCCCGUCACCCAGAGGACGUGCCCCUCUUCUGACCCAUUAAAGGGCACCGGCACCGAGUCCACCUUGAGCACCGAGGCUCUGAAGGGGCUCCACCCGCAUCUCCUCCUAGGCAGGCCCCAGGGGGGUGUCUGGAGCCCCCGGGCCCAGCAAGGGGCGGGGCUGGAGGCCAUGCUCAGGGCUGCACGGCUUGCCUGCCCUGGAAACCACCUCGUCCUCUGCCGGGCUGCUACGCUGAGCGCGUGUUGCUGACGAGCGAAGCGCUUCCUGUGGUGCAGAGAGAAGCAGCGCACGUGGGAGAGGACCCAAUUCUCCCUCCAAAGGGCAAAGGGCAAAGGGCAAAGGGCAGUCCUCAGAGCACUUGAAACACAGACGUUUCCCUGGUGGUGGGGAUGGAUUGUGUGUGUGUCCGGGGGUCGGUAUGAGACUGCUUGGCCGCCACACCCAACCAUCCUCUACUGAGGCCGAGAGGCCGUGGACACCCUUGAGUCGCAUCUUUCAGAGUCAACAGUUCUGCUGUAUGUUACAACAUAAGUGCACUUUUGGGCUUCACUUUGCUUUAAGAAUUGAAGGCUAAAUAAAAGUGUUAGUACAGCCA
Messenger RNA from Eubalaena glacialis (North Atlantic right whale), 6707 nucleotides. RefSeq names its product proline rich transmembrane protein 1B (gene PRRT1B). Gene Ontology annotation, cellular component: membrane. Lineage: Eukaryota; Metazoa; Chordata; Mammalia; Artiodactyla; Balaenidae. The transcript has 11 exons. Bases 1 to 1044 code for a protein of 347 amino acids. The record is from RefSeq and is a predicted model, not a curated record.